UAGGGUAUAAAAAGGCUAUUUUUUCGAUAUGUAGCAUUAAUUCUGGCUCUUAUUUUUUGGUAAUCCAUGCUAGUUUUGAAAUAGGUGUACUUGCUGAAAUCAUACUUUAGAGGAUCUCAAAGCCAAUCUUUUUUGUUUGGAAGUGUAUUUUGGACUUUCUUUUUUAGUGUACUAUACUUUGCUACAUCAGCUCAUACUUAUUUUAGUGUAUGCAAAUGUUCUUCUUCUGAAAUUACAGGGAAUCAAAUUUUGGACUUAUGAUGACAUUAUCUCAUAACAAGAAAGCGCCAAAGUGCCUGUUGGUUGAAAUUGAAGAAGUCCGUGUUGUCAAGAGUGUUGGUUGGAGAAAGCAAGGUGUUCUCUGUUUAAUUGAAUGCACAAAAUCACCUGAUGGAAAUGGUCUGGUUAAUGGUCUGCUAAACUCAAAUGAUCAAUGCCGUAUAGAGUUACUCUUGAACUAUCUUGAAGAUGGAGAUUUACGCCAAUGGAGAUUGCCUGACGUUCUGGCUUUCAAUAUUGGGAUUUCAGAAUGGAGGUCAAAGCUGAACUGCAUCAUCAAUCCUCACAUGUAUGACCAGGUGAGUAGGGAAAUAAUCUAGAUUUGAAAUUUGAAGUCUAAUCUUUGAUCAUGGGGUUUCUUUUAGUCUUUUUUAUGAAAUUGUCUUCGAGGAAAAAGAUGAAUUAGUUGCGCCUGUCUGCCCAUGUAGUCGUUAUGGUGUAUUUGCUUCUGUCAAAAUUGGUUAAGGCAACACAUUAGUCAUAUUUAUCAGCACU
Molecule: messenger RNA, 774 nt
Organism: Chenopodium quinoa (quinoa)
Lineage: Eukaryota; Viridiplantae; Streptophyta; Magnoliopsida; Caryophyllales; Amaranthaceae
Exons: 2
Coding region: 258-599 (113 amino acids)
Source: RefSeq, a predicted model, not a curated record